Messenger RNA from Clonostachys solani, 1485 nucleotides. NCBI's taxonomy places the organism in Eukaryota, Fungi, Ascomycota, Sordariomycetes, Hypocreales, Bionectriaceae. The record is from the annotation of a GenBank genome assembly.
AUGGCCAUUGCGGUUGAUGAAGCCGACCGUCACCUAGACCAACAUGGCAGAGAUCCCAUGCUAGCUCAGAAAAUCGGCUUUGACGGCCUUCCGCCUAAAGACUCGGAGCAAUGGAGCUCGCUAUUCCAGUUUCUUUGCCGGCCAUGGUUCUCUCGCGUGUGGAUCGUUCUAAUGGAUUCUUCCAAGGUCAUCCAAGAAGCCUACUUCUCCGGAGAUAUCCUCUUUUUCUGCGGGAACAGAACGACCACAUAUGCACCACUUUACUUCGCCGCGGACUGGGUUCUCGUAAACGGGACAAAGGUGGGCUACGAUAAGGCUUUCGAUCCAGCUGAUUACUCCAGUUCCAUGUGCUUCAAUAUCAUGGAAAUGAGGCCCGACAACUGGACCCGCGAGAAUCAGUCGCUUGAUAAUCUUCUCGAUGGAUGCAAAAGAUUCGGCGCGACGAACCUCCGUGACAAGGUGUAUGCCUUGAUGCAUCUCCCGGCAUUCAAGAGAGAGUAUCCCGACAUUCAGCCAAAUUAUCGAAUCUCCGUCGAAGAAACGUAUGUCGAUGUAACUAUUGCAUCAAUCCGCCGAAAUAAAGACUUCGUAAUUCUGAUGCGCGUCGAUCGAGAACUAGGAGACCAGAGUCCAGCUCUUCAGCUGCCUUCCUGGGUGCCCCGGUGGAAUAGGGGUGACGAGACGAGCAGUGCAUCAUCUACAUGGUACAGAUUUUAUGCCGCAGGGAAGACUAAACCGUCCGCAGAGAGUUCUUCGUCGCCGUUUUCUGCUGAACUUCUCUCCGGACACAGGCUGCAGGUAGCGGGAUUCGAGUUCGACAUAGUGGAAGACGUUUCCAAGUUGACUUUUAUCCGCGGUUAUAAUGCUACUCCCCCGGCUAAGCCACACUUCUCUCCUUUGCGCCCAUGGAAACGAUACGAUCCUGAUUCAGAGAUCGGGCCAUACGCUACUGCGCCGGCCAUAAUUGAGGCCUACGCCAUGACAAUGACGGCCAUGUGUCGCGAGUUUGAAGGAUUUUAUGCUCUCCACUGCGCACCGGAAAAUGAAGCCCACCACAGGUCUGACUUCGUAGCCUGGCUGCAAUGGCUGCGACGCCCGGGCCCAGAGGAGCAUUUGCGCGAAGGAGACAGUCAUUAUCCUCCAGGCCUUUACUCUGAUGAAAGGCCAUUUUUGAAUGAUACAACGGAUGAAGAGCUGGAAGUGUUCUAUACGAGAUACAAUAGGAUGGUGAGAAUGUACAAUCUGGGGCGGAGAUUGAUAAGAACUCGCAAUGGUUACUUGGGGACUGGUUCCCAUGAGCCGCAGAUGGGAGAUCUUAUAUGCAUUUUCUUUGGGAGUGCGGUUCCGUUCAUCUUACGGCCGAGGGAGGACGGCAAUGGGUUUAUCUUGGUAGGGGACGCUUACGUUCAUGGCAUCAUGAAUGGUGAAGCCUUGGAGACGCUGGACAAGGGCUCAUUUACGAAGAGGAACUUCAUUAUUCACUAA